AUGAUGACGGCUAUACCGUCACAACAUACAACUUUCCUUGACCAGCCUCCCAGCUGUCUAGAAUUCUGUCCUGCAGCCCCUGAUUAUCUUGUUAUUGGGACAUACCUCCUAUCGGAAACACCAUCGAAUGGUCUCGCAAAUCCCCAGCAAACAAAAACAGGGAGCAUACAACUUUUCAAACUCGAUCCCGAAUCUCCCCAACUGACUGAAAUCCACAAAAUAUCCCUCCCCCAUGCAGUUUUUGAUCUGCACUUUUCACCCCGCGAUCCAACUUUGAUUGCAAUCGCCACAAGCGUGGCGUCUGUUUCUUUAUACAGUCUUGGGUCUUUAAAGAACCAUGACUCCACGGCAUCAAACCCCGACAUCAUCAUUCACCUAACUACAAUCCCUGUCCACGAAGACCUAGCCACAUCGGUUCUCUAUCUCUCCUGGCUUCCACCAGGACACCUAACUACGGGUCAUAAAUAUAGUCAUGACCAGUUAGCCACAGAUGGCUUCGCCGUCUCCUUCUCAGAUGGCCGAGUCUCCAUCUUUCAUACUCAACCCCCCUUCCACAUCUUUUCCAAAGAAUUAAUGAAGAAGAUAGAUUUACCAGGGGAGCCUAUAGAGGUUUGGUACACCACGUUCCAUCGUGGUAGGUCAUCAUCCGGGAAAAGAUUCCUAAUGCUAUUUUCUGGGGAUGACUUUGGUAGUUUGCGUGUGCAUGAAUUUGCAGGUGAUGGGGGUGUGAAUGGAGACGGGAAUGACGAGGGCCAAAAGUUGUUGGUUAAUGGUCAAUUCCUAAUUCAGACGAGGGAGAUCAGUGAUCGAGGGAAGCAUCAUGGGGCAGGGAUCACGGUGAUCUUACCGUUAUUUAGCGAUGCUGGGGAGACAGUGCUGCUAACAGGGUGCUAUGAUGAAUACCUUCGUGUGUAUAAGUUUGCAGGACGGGGGGAAGUUUUGGCAGAAAAAUGGUUGGGUGGAGGAGUUUGGAGAUUAAAUGUGAUCACUGAAGUGGAAGAAGGGGCCUUGACGACGGAAGAAGAUCCAAACGUAUGCUGGAGCGAAGAUUGUAAGGGUCCCAUCCUCGACUGGUGGGGAGAGGUGCUUUUGGUUGUUAAGUGGGAUAUCGAAGUUUUAGCAGAGUUUACGGAACAUGAGAGUAUGAAUUAUGCAUCGGAUGUGUGGAGAGGUAACGGCGGAGCUGGGUCUGGAGCUAUGCCUGGGAGUGGAGGCCAGGACCAACUUCAGCGGACGAAUAGGGAUUCGAAAUUGCUCUGUGUCUCAAGCAGUUUUUACGAUAAACGGGUUGAUUUGCAUUAUGCCAGGACAAUGGCCCUUAGAAAUGCAGCGGAUUGA
Messenger RNA from Paracoccidioides lutzii Pb01, 1338 nucleotides. RefSeq lists its product as hypothetical. Bases 1 to 1338 code for a protein of 445 amino acids. Gene Ontology annotation, molecular function: protein binding. The record is from RefSeq and is a predicted model, not a curated record. The transcript has 4 exons.